Betta splendens (Siamese fighting fish) is the source of this 1150-nucleotide messenger RNA. RefSeq names its product ribosomal protein SA (gene rpsa). Gene Ontology annotation, cellular component: ribosome; 90S preribosome; cytosolic small ribosomal subunit. Gene Ontology annotation, biological process: cytoplasmic translation; ribosomal small subunit assembly. Bases 190 to 1107 code for a protein of 305 amino acids. The transcript has 8 exons. The record is from RefSeq and is a predicted model, not a curated record. NCBI's taxonomy places the organism in Eukaryota, Metazoa, Chordata, Actinopteri, Anabantiformes, Osphronemidae. Gene Ontology annotation, molecular function: structural constituent of ribosome; laminin receptor activity.
CGCCAAUCAGCGGCCACGUUACAAAGUACCUCAACCCAACAUAAACCUUCAGCCAAUCACAUGCUUGGACGUUUGGUAUAAAUAUUACGUCAUUUCCUCCCUUCGCCCUCUUUUCACCGUGUGGCCAGGUUUCCAUACGGCGUUGUUUCGUGCUCUCCCAUAACUCGUAACGCAGGGAAAGUGGUCACGAUGUCCGGAGGUCUGGAUGUCCUUCAAAUGAAGGAGGAGGAUGUGCUGAAGUUCCUGGCUGCAGGAACCCAUCUGGGAGGCACCAACCUGGACUUUCAGAUGGAGCAAUAUGUAUACAAGAGAAAAAGUGACGGUGUGUACAUCAUUAAUCUGAAGAAGACCUGGGAGAAGCUGCUGCUGGCAGCCAGAGCUAUUGUUGCCAUUGAGAACCCAGCUGAUGUGUGCGUCAUCUCCUCCAGAAACACAGGACAGAGGGCAGUGCUGAAGUUUGCCUCUGCCACCGGUUCCACCACCUUCCAUGGUCGCUUCACUCCUGGUACAUUCACCAAUCAGAUCCAGGCAGCUUUCAGAGAGCCCCGUCUCCUGAUUGUGACAGACCCUCGUGCUGAUCAUCAGCCGCUGACUGAAGCUUCCUAUGUCAACAUCCCUACAAUCGCCCUGUGCAACACAGACUCUCCUCUGAGAUACGUGGACAUUGCCAUCCCCUGCAACAACAAGGGCCACCACUCUGUCGGUCUGAUGUGGUGGAUGCUGGCCAGGGAGGUCCUCAGGCUGAGGGGAACCAUCUCCAGGGAGCACCCUUGGGAGGUCAUGCCAGAUCUGUAUUUCUACAGAGAUCCUGAAGAGAUUGAAAAAGAGGAGCAGGCUGCAGCUGAGAAGGCUGUUGGAAAGGAGGAGUUCCAGGGUGAAUGGAGCGCUCCUGCAGCAGAGUUUACUCAGCCUGAGGUGACGGACUGGUCCGAGGGUGUGGCAGUACCAUCUGUGCCCAUCCAGCAGUUCCCUGCUGCUACUGCUACUCUGAAGACGGGAGAGGGCUUUUCUGAGGACUGGAGCACUCAGCCUGCCACAGAGGACUGGUCCACUGCCCCCACUGCUCAGGCCUCUGAGUGGGGAGGUGCCGCCUCCGACUGGUCUUAAGUUGUUUUUGUUGGCAACAAUAAAAGUGUUUUCCACACUUGAA